AACAAGAGAGCGGAGCGCCGAGAGCACCCACGACGUAUCAUUUAGUCUUCAUUGGAUAGCCCUUCAAGCGACGCGACUGCAGUCGGUCUUCUCUACCAAAGUAUUCCUACGAGUGACUCUGCGACGGCUGCUGUGUUGGCUGUCGGCUGCUGCGACAACAGCAGUGCACCUUGCGCGGGAGCAAGUGUUCCCGUCGUUCCUCUCCUCUCUCUCUCGACUCCUUCCUCUCCGUCUAUCUUGUUCCAGCGGGCACAACAACCUCUGCCCAACCGCAGCUGUGAAAAGAAUUCCUUUUGUUUGGGCUGCCUUAGAAUUGUGGGUAGGCGACAGCGUUACUGUGAUACCGAGCACGGCGGAUAGCCGGCAUACAUACACCCGGCGGGCGCAACUAGCAGGGAGGGUUUGGGGACGAAAUCAUCAAUCAUGGGGGCCGCCUUCCAGCGCAUGCUCUCGGCGUUCUACACGCGACAGCUGGAAGUGGUGCUGGUCGGUCUGGAGAACAGCGGGAAGACGACCUUGAUGAAUGUUCUCGCUAGCGGUCACCCGGUGGACACGGUUCCCACCAUCGGGCUCAACGUCAAGAUGAUCAAGCGGGGCGGGGUGCAAAUGAAGUGCUGGGACAUCGGGGGACAGGCCCAGUACCGUGGCGAGUGGGGCCGCUACACCAGAGGGUGCGACGUGAUCGUCUACGUUGUUGAUGCUCACGCCGAGGAGAAGGCGGCGCUCGCCAGACGAGAACUGCAUCGAUUACUGGAGGACGAGGAGCUGGCGUCUACGCCGCUGCUGGUGUUGGCGAACAAGGUUGAUCUGGAGCCGCAUAUGAGCGAGGACCAGGUCAUCCGGGAGUUGAAUCUCGACUACGUGACCGCAAACCCUUGGAUUCUUAUCCCGAUAUCUGCGCUCAAGGUGAUAAACAUUGACCAGGUUUUGCAAUGGCUCGUCAAGCAGUCCCGAGGCUAGGCCGCAUGCUCCUACCCCCCCCC
Messenger RNA from Ectocarpus sp. CCAP 1310/34, 983 nucleotides. Lineage: Eukaryota; Phaeophyceae; Ectocarpales; Ectocarpaceae. The record is from the annotation of a GenBank genome assembly.